Molecule: messenger RNA, 5551 nt
Organism: Frankliniella occidentalis (western flower thrips)
Lineage: Eukaryota; Metazoa; Arthropoda; Insecta; Thysanoptera; Thripidae
Product: protein artichoke
Exons: 10
Coding region: 469-4884 (1471 amino acids)
Molecular function (GO): protein binding
Source: RefSeq, a predicted model, not a curated record
UAACAUGCUACCGCGCCUCUUACAAUCACUCACUUGUUGUUCGGGCGAGGCCUCGGCAGGGCGUCCAAACCUCUCCGUCCUCGUGCGGCUUGCUUGCGUUGUGUUCCACACACCGGCUCGCCCAGCGCCGAACCGCCGAACACAACCGGGGCGAGAGGGGCUGAGAAGACGGACGGAAGCCAGCACCUUUGGCAGAGGGUCUUGGAGCUCACUCGGGCUGCGCUGGGCUGGGCUGUGCGUUGCAUCUGCUGGGCUGACCACGCUGAUCUGCCGCCGAGUGUUGACUGUGCAGUGUGCCAUCACGGACAGGUCGGAGGGGGGGGGGGGGGGGUACUUUGUGGCAACACCGUUCAGAAGACGAGCCGUUCUCGAAAAAUGCAAAUGGUUAUCGAAACUUGCUGUGAUGUGACCACUCAACACGAAUAGGCAACUUCAUGGUGCGCAGGCGGCAGCCCCGCAGGCCGCAGGAUGACGCCGCGGCGCGCGGCGGUGCCGGCGGGACUGGCGCCGCUGCGGCCGCCGCCGCCGUUGCUGCUGCCGCUGCUGCUGCUGCUCGCGGCCGCGUGCUCGGGGACCUUCUUGCCGCGGCGGCUCGAGUUUGAGGCCGCGUUCCCCGAGGCGCUGGCGGGCCGGCCGGCCGCCCUGGACGACAGCCCGCUGUGCGAGGACGUGCACCCCGAGCUGCGCGUGCCCUGCCGCUGCUCCUUCAUCCACUCGCGGCGCGCGGGCGAGGAGCACGUGACCGUGGAGGUGGCCAUGGACUGCGACCGCGUCGUCUUCCCCGGCGAGCUGCCGCCGCUGCCGCCGCGGGCGCCCAUCGUGUCCUUCAGCCAGCGCUGGGCCGGGCACCAGGCGCUGCCCACCGCGGCGCUCACCACGGCCGAGCUGCCCCUACGCCGCCUGGACCUGGCCGGCAACAGCCUGCGCCGCCUCUCGGACCGCCAGCUGGCGGGGCACCUGGCCGACCACCUGCAGGAGCUCAACCUGGCCGAGAACCUGCUGGGCGACAACCUCAACCCCAUCUUCAGCGCGUCCGAGUUCCACAGCCUGCGCGAGCUGCGGCUGCUCGACCUGUCCGGCAACCAGAUCAAGGGCCUGGAGGAGGGCAUCCUCAAGGGCUGCGAUAACCUGCAGGAGCUGCGCCUGGACCGCAACAGCCUGCUGGAGGUGCCGGCCGCGUCGCUGCACGGCCCGCGCGCCCUCAGGGCGCUGUCCCUCGCGCACAACCGCAUCAGCUUGAUUCGCGAGGGUGCGCUGGAAGGACUACAGCAGCUGCAACGCCUCGACCUCAGCUUCAACACCAUCGGCUCCCUGGAGGGCGGCGCGCUGACGGGCCUGGCCAAGCUGCAGGACCUCAGCCUCUGCCACAACAGGAUCACCAAGCUCAACAGCGAUGUCUUCGAGGGCGCCGUGUCCGUUGAAGUUUUGGACCUGUCGCAGAACUUCUUGCGAGAGGUGCCUGCGGUGGCCUUCAAGGAGCUGUCCAAACUGCGGCAGCUCAACAUGUCGGCGAAUCUGAUCCAACGGCUGGACAACGAGGCGCUACGCGCGCAGACACAGCUCGAGUCCUUGGACCUGAGCGGCAACAACAUCGGCAAUAUCGCACCGGGGACGUUCCGCGGCCUCCGCGCGCUGCGACACCUCGACCUGAGCGUCAACGCGCUCCGCACCGUGGAGGACGACGCCUUUGAGGGCCUGGACGCCCUCGAGACGCUCCGGCUCCGCGACAACAACAUCCUGGCCGUGCCGGCGUCCGCACUCGGGCGCCUGCCGCGUCUGCGCACGCUCUCGCUCGACUACAACCGCCUGGCCGUGGUGAGCGCGGACCUGCUGCGCGCCGUCUCGGAGCGCGCCAGCGACCUGGGGCUGGCCCGCAACGUGAUCCGGGAGCUGUCGCCGGCCGCCUUCCGCGACUUCACACGUCUCCGCCGCCUGGAUCUGUCCGCCAACCUCCUGCUGGCGCUGGACGCGUCCGCCCUGGUAGGCCUCGAGGACACGCUGGAGGAGCUGGACCUGUCCGCGAACAAGAUCUCCAACGUGGCAGGCGGGCCGCUGGCCCUGCGCAAGCUCCGGGUCCUGGACCUCUCCGACAACCAGCUGCAGGGCCUCGGACGCGCACCACUGGCCGGGCUGCCCGCGCUGGAGGUCCUGGACCUGUCGGGCAACCCGCUGCUUGUGCCCUCGCCUACGGGCGGCACCGGCGGCAUCCUGAGCGGGCUGGCGCGCCUCCGUGUGCUGGACAUGAGCCGCGUCGGCAUGCGCGCCAUCAGCGCCGACCUACUGCACCGCGCCGCCGAUCUGGAGAGCGUGUCGCUGGCCGGCAACGCGCUGCAAGAGCUCCCGGAGGGCGCCUUCGCCAACCUCGUCAACUUGACCUCGGUCGACCUCUCCGGCAACCAGCUGUCCAACGUCCGCGCCGGCGCCUUCACGGGGCUGCCCGCGCUGCGCAGGCUCAACCUGUCACGGAACAAGCUGCAGGCGUUCCGGGGCGAGGUCCUGGAGGCGCCGGGCGAGGGCGGCGCGGGCGCCUCUGCGCUGCGGGAGCUCGACCUGUCGCAGAACCAGCUGGGCUAUCUCUUCCCCAACUCGUUCCGCUCGCACCCACGGCUGCGGCGGCUCGUGCUCAACCAGAACAAGCUCACCUUCUUCCCCGGGGAGCUGCUCGCGGGCCUGAGGUACCUGGAGGAGGUCAACUUGAGCGGCAACCUCCUCAAGGCGGUGGACGACAUGGACUUCGCUCGCCUGCCUCGACUCCGCGAACUGGACCUCACGAACAACCAGCUGGAGGCGCUUAGUGAGACGGCUUUCCACAAUUCGACACAACUACAGAUGUUGUGGCUUGCGGGUAAUCGACUGGAGCGGCUGUCGGAGCGCACGUUUGAGGGGCUGUGUCGAAUCGAGUUGCUGGACCUGGAAGGGAACUUACUGGCCGAGCUGCCUGACGCACUGUUCGAGCGCGGACGCGUGCACAUCCUGGACAACAUCAACUUGGCCCGCAAUCUGUUCGAGGUGGCCCCGCUCGCCACGCUCCAGCGGCAGUACUUCUUCCUCUCGUCCGUCGACCUGAGCUCCAACAAGCUGGUCGACAUCCCCGCCGACGACACCAUCAUGGUCAACAUCAAGCGCCUGGACCUGAGCUUCAACCCGCUCAGCCAGGACGCUAUCGCACACGUACUCUCCGAGCCCAAGACGGUGCGUGAACUGAACAUGGCUGGCACCGGCAUCCAGAGCUUGACCCAGCUCGAGACGCCCUUCCUCAGAUCGCUCAACCUCUCCCACAACAACAUCACCCACUUCGGCAAGGAGGUGGUUGCCCGGCCCACCUUGAUGGAGAUGCUGGACCUGUCCUUCAACCAGCUGGCCACCUUCCCGCGGGUGGGCGCGCAGCUGCGCCACCUGCAGGCGCUCGACGUGUCCAACAACCCCAUCCCGUCCAUCGUCCAGGGCGACCUGGAGGGCCUGGCUGGGCUGCGGCGUCUGAACAUUGACUCGCUGCCCGUGCUGUCCCGCCUGGAGCGGUCCGCGCUGUCCGGCCUGUCCUCGCUGUCCUCCCUGCACGCCGCGGGCUACCCCCGCCUCGGCUACCUGGACGCGGCCGGCCUGCUGCGCUCGCUGCCUUUCCUCACCACGCUCCGGCUCGAGCUCAAGGACCCCACCGUUGGCGGCGACACCCUGGCGCCGGCGCUGCAGCCGCGCCUACAGGAGCUGGGGCUGCACGGCUCACGGGUGCGCAGCCUGUCGUCCAGCGCGCUGGCCGGGCUCAAGGCGGCGCGGGUCCGGCUGCUGCUGACGGACACCUCCCUCGCCGCGCUCCCGCCCGCGCUGUUCUUCCCGCUGCCGCGCUCUUGCCGUCUCGUCGUGGACGUGUCUAGGGCAAAGCUGCCGACGCUGUCGCCGCAGCUGCUGGCCGCCCUGGACGACCGCCGGGGGCUGUACACCCUGCAGGGCCUGGCCACAAACCCGCUGCACUGCGACUGCGCCGCACGAGCGCUCCGCCGAUGGCUACCCGCAUCCGGCAUGGGCGACCUCCGCUGUCACAGCCCGCCGUCCAUGGCGGACCGCCUGCUCGUCGAGGUUGGCGACGACGACCUGACGUGCGACCCGCACCGCGCCCAGCAGCAGGCCACCACGAGCACCACCACGGCCGCGCCGGCCCCGGCGCCCACCACGACCAGCACGCCCAUCAUCACCAUGCUGUCCAAGCACCACCCCACCCGCCACCACGCGCGGCCGGGCUUGGGGGCGGGCGGGCAUCCUACCACGGAGCCCGACAUCAUCUGGUCGCUGCCGCCCACCACGCCGCGGCCGCACCACAAGGCGGCGGGCGCCACCAUGAUGAGCCCGCGGCCCGCCCAGGGCGCCGCCGUGGUGAGCAACGACGACACGCUCAUCAUCGGCAUCGUGGGCGGCGUCGUGGCCUUCAUCGCCAUCCUGGUGAUCGUCAUCUGCAUCGUGCGGCUGCGGCUCACCAGCAACCAGUACCGCGGCGGCCCCAUGGCGGCCGGGCCGCUGGGCGGCCCCAUGGCCGCGGCUCAGCACCAUGCCCGGCACCAGCACCAGCAGGCCGUCAUGCAGGGGAUGCAGUCCGGCGAGUACGGCCCACCCCCGAUGUACCUGUCGCCGUACGCGGCGCACGGCUACGCCGCGGCCACGCUGCCCCACGGCGCGGGCCAGCACGGCCCGCACUCCAAGAUGCACACGCUGCCACCCAUGGCGCCCAGCCUGGCGCCUAGCCUCGCGCCGUCGCACGUCAGCCCGCGAAGGACGUCGUACGCGUCGCUCGGGCGGCCGGCGCACACGCCCACGCCCUGCUACCCGCAGCAGAUGCAGCAGCAGUCGCCCUACUACAUCACCUUCUCCGGCGAGGAGAAGGAGCACCGGUAGCGUCGGUGCCAGCCUCGUCCUCCUGAGAGCGCCCUCGCGUACCCGGGAGGAUGCGGGCGGACCGGGCCGUGCGCGGGGAGGUGACACCACAAACAGACUGCAAACGCCACGGUACCCUCAAAGUGAUUUUACUCAGAUUUUUUAAAAUUCGAAAUCGUAGGUAGUAAUUUUAGUUAUUAUUUUCCCCCACUGUACAUGUGUAAGAGUGUGUUCAAGUCGUUAUUUUCCCAUUCGGGGCAGGGCCUCUGUGAUUGUUGUAGCUGUACAUAGUGCAAGAUGCUGAUAUGGGUAUUAUUUCCUUGAGUGCUGUACAGUAGUGUUGUAUAUUUACUUAAACACAGGAAGUGAUGUGUAAAUUUUAAUAGAUUGAAUAAGAAGUGUAAAUUUCAAUUUUCAACUUUAAAGACUGUUAUGUACAUAAGACCCAAAGUUUAGCGAGUAGGAGGUAAUAAAUGUAACUAACGAAGCCAUUUUAAAGAAUGUUAUUGAACAUAUUUAUUUUAUUGUAGAUAGAUCUAUAUUGUAAUGCUAGGAUUGUGUUCCACUGGUUGCUGAACACAAAUAGGCAGGCGUUUGAAAUUAUCAAAAUCGCCUCUGUUAACAGUUCAAAAUAUGCCACAAAAGCAUAGAAAGUUGUGCCUUGCAAUAAAUGGAACACGCCCAAUUA